Cuscuta campestris is the source of this 1467-nucleotide messenger RNA. Lineage: Eukaryota; Viridiplantae; Streptophyta; Magnoliopsida; Solanales; Convolvulaceae. The record is from the annotation of a GenBank genome assembly.
GGCGAGGGUACCCAUUGUAAAUGCCCUUACCCCUUUGCCUGUCAUAUGAGUCUUAUCCGAUCAUUUGCCGUUCUACGGAUAUCUAUGAACUGGGAUUUAACCGGAUCGCUUGGGCUUCACUUCGACGGUAGUCGCCGAUUAGCUUACUUCAGGCGCUAAUUUUCUCAAGAUCUAUUCUGUUCAGUAGAAGGUGGGGCUCAAUCAUGGCUGAUGUUUCAAGCUCUGUGUUGAGGAUGGAGGAGAUAGCCGGGAAAGGGAGAGGCCUAGUUGCAGCACAGCCUCUCAAGGCAGGCCAAACGGUCCUUACUGAAUCCCCUCUCGUCCUCUACUCAGCCUCCCCUCUCUUCGCCUCGCCCGCCGUCGCCCACUGCGACCGUUGCUUCAGAACCGUAGCGUCCGAUGCCGUCCCGUGCCCGUCUUGCCCCACCCACCGUUUCUGCUCCCCCAAGUGCCUCUCCCUUGCACUCGCGUCCUCGCACUCCGCUUGGGCGUGCAGAGCGCUGUCCUCUCUCGCCCAGCAUCCCCAUUGUUCGUCGAUGCUUCAAGAGCACCCACCGGAGCGCCAAGUCCAGGCCCGUUUCGUUGUUGCGGCCCAGAGCCUUGUCCUUCGGUCCCCUUCACAGCUUCACACGUUGCUCUCGCUUCACGGCACUCCGGAUGGUUCCCUUGUCCGGGCUGCUCGGUUUCUUCACUCUCUGUUAUCUCUGGUGUGCGAGCUUGAACUCUCCGUUGAUCUCACUGCGCAGCUUCUGGCUAAGGACAGGCUCAACUCGUUUUGCUUGAUGGCUCCCUAUUCGCCAGAUGGGCCUCAGAGAUCCAUCAGGGCGUAUGCCAUUUACCCCAAAUCGACCUUCUUCAACCACAGCUGCGUUCCCAACGCGUGCAGGUUUGACUACGUGGACAAACACGACACGAACAUUGUUUUUAGGAUGAUUGUGGAUGUUGCGGAGGGGGAAGAGGUCUGCAUCAGCUACUUCAGGAUUAACAAGGACUAUUGUACAAGGAAGAGGAUCUUGAUGGAGGAUUACGGGUUCGCUUGCGAGUGCGAUAGGUGCAAUUGGGAGGGUGGAGGAGAGGAGAGGAGCGGUGACGCGCCACACGUGGGGUUCCUUAGCAAGUACGUGUGUGGGAGGAAGAAUUGCGCGGGCACUUUGGCUCCAAAGGAUGGCGAUGGUCUUCCCCCUCGUCUUCUGGAGUGCAACUUUUGUGGUGAUUUGAAAAUUGAUGCUGAUGAACACUAGCCAACACCAAUGGAAUGGUUAUACUAUGUGUUAUACUAGCCAGUCUAUUUAACACCAAAGUAACUGGCAAUAGUGUUUCCUCUGGAUUAUAUCAGUUGGUUCAUUGUGUGUUGCGACUCUAGCACAAAAAGUUCAUCAGUAUGCACCGUUUGUUCAUAUUCGUUUGGCCAUGUCCAAUUAGGUCUUAAGUUUUUUUUUUUUAAAGUGGGCACUAUUGAAAUUUAAG